CGAUCGUGCCGUCCUACCCAUGAUCCGUUCCAAACUCCUCCUUCCUCCUCGCUUUAUACAUCAAGAACCACCACUCGUCCGGAACGCGCGCAGCCGUUGCCGUCGACACAAAGCAACAGCAUUUCUUUAGUGAUUAGAUUUCACACCGGGAGUCGGUGGCAUCCAUGGCGGAGGAGGUCGACGGCGGCGCGGGGGCGUACGAGGACCUGCUGCCGGUGAUGGCUGGCAGGCUGGGGACCGCGGGGCUGCUGGAGGAGCUGCGGGCGGGGUUUCGUGUGCUGGCGGACCCGGCGCGGGGCGCGAUCACCGCGGAGAGCCUGCGCCGGAGCGCCGGGAGCGUGCUGGGCGUGGCCAGCAUGACGGCGGACGAGGCGGAGGCCAUGGUGCGCGAGGGCGACCAUGACGGCGACGGCGCGCUCAGCGAGCGGGAGUUCUGCGUGCUCAUGGUGCGGCUCAGCCCCGGCAUCAUGGACGACGCCGAGGGGUGGCUCGAGGACGCCAUCGCCGACGAGCUGCUGCCGCCCGGCUCCCCCCCGCCGGCCUUUGCCGCAUGAUCUGAGUAGGCCAGUAGUUACCAUGUGCCUGGGUGAACUGUUCUCGUGUUCGUACUUGGUGCUGUUAAUAAUUAUAAGUAACCUGUGAGUGUGA
Lolium perenne is the source of this 648-nucleotide messenger RNA. RefSeq names its product calcium-binding protein KIC. The record is from RefSeq and is a predicted model, not a curated record. NCBI's taxonomy places the organism in Eukaryota, Viridiplantae, Streptophyta, Magnoliopsida, Poales, Poaceae. Gene Ontology annotation, molecular function: calcium ion binding.